Messenger RNA from Schistocerca gregaria, 1072 nucleotides. Its product is annotated as peptidyl-prolyl cis-trans isomerase 5-like. NCBI's taxonomy places the organism in Eukaryota, Metazoa, Arthropoda, Insecta, Orthoptera, Acrididae. Gene Ontology annotation, cellular component: intracellular membrane-bounded organelle. The record is from RefSeq and is a predicted model, not a curated record. The coding region runs from base 280 to 903 and encodes 207 amino acids. The transcript has 4 exons. Gene Ontology annotation, biological process: protein peptidyl-prolyl isomerization; protein folding. Gene Ontology annotation, molecular function: peptidyl-prolyl cis-trans isomerase activity.
GUACAAAAAGUGCAGUACAUGGACGUUAUUAUAACUUAGGUAAAUUUUUUCGUACUAUUUUAUUUCAUUGCAGGCCAUAGCAGGACGAGUGAUCCAGUAUUAUCGGUAUCUUUGGAUUUUGAAGGCAGUGAGCUGUCGAAAUCUGAUUGGACAACGCAUACCUUCAGAUUUUUCACACCUACAGUGGCGAGAGAAAACUAAGAUUGGAGAGGUCGGGAGUUCAGUGACAGCGUGGUGGUGGUGUUGAUUAAGUGCCUUUGAUGCAUGUAACGUUCUACAAUGGCUCGUUGGCAAGUUCUGGUGCCAGUUUUUCUGUUUUUCUACGUUGUUGCUGCGGAGGGUGAUCAAAAGAAAGGCCCUAAAGUAACAGACAAGGUAUGGUUUGACAUAAAGAUCGGAGAGGAGAAUGUGGGCAGAAUAGAGAUUGGUCUGUUCGGUAAAACUGUUCCAAAGACAGUUAAGAAUUUUGUUGAGCUCGCACAAAAGCCUCAAGGUGAAGGUUACAAGGGAAGUAAGUUUCAUAGAGUGAUUAAAGACUUCAUGAUACAAGGAGGUGAUUUUACCAGGGGUGAUGGAACUGGAGGUCGAAGCAUCUAUGGAGAUAAGUUUGCUGAUGAAAAUUUCAAGCUAAAGCACUAUGGAGCAGGUUGGCUCUCAAUGGCCAAUGCAGGAAAGGACACAAAUGGCUCUCAGUUCUUCAUCACCACAAAACAAACACCAUGGCUUGAUGGGAGGCAUGUUGUAUUUGGAAAAGUGUUGAAGGGAAUGGAUGUUGUCAGGAAGAUUGAAUCCACACCUACGGAUGCAAGAGACAGGCCAAACCAAGAUGUUGUUAUAGCAGACUCUGGUGCAGAAACUGUGUCUGAACCCUUUUCAGUGACUAAGGAAGAAGCGACCGAAUGAAGAUGUGUAAGUGGAACUCGAGGUGAAAGAACAUCACAGAAGCAGAAGUUACAGUGAACUCGGUGGGCAGGUCAUUCCAGAAAUGUUUGUUAAAUGAUCUUUGUAUAACUUGGAACUUUUGUGUGUCUGUUUCUACAAGUGGAGAAUAAAGAUUUUUUUAUAAACAGAG